GAUGUAUUUAAAUCUUUACACAAAUAAACUUAUGAACAAUGAUAUUCUUCUGUUUAUCCUCGUUCAGCAACAGAGAUGAGACUUCUUCGGAAUGUCCUCCCUUACCCAGAGAAAGAUCCUGUUGAGAGAAGAAUUGUUCUGCUGGGAAAGACUGGAGCAGGAAAGAGUGCAGCAGGAAAUACCAUUCUGAGAAAGAAGCACAAAUUCAGAUCUCAGUUCAGUUUAUCUUCUGUUACAGCUCAGUGUGAGAUGGAGGAGGCAGUGGUAGCAGGGAGGAGAGUGUGUGUGGUGGACACUCCAGGAUUAUUUGAUACAUAUAUGUCUCCUGAGGAUCUGGCUGUAGAGAUAGGCAGGAGUGUUUAUCUCUCCAGUCCAGGACCUCACGCAUUCCUUUACGUUCAGCCCAUUAAUAUCAGAUUCACACAGCAGGAGGAAGAGGUUUUUGAUAAAUUAGAGCAGAUCUUUGGAGAAGAGAUGAGGAAAUACACCAUCAUCCUCUUCACUCACGGAGAUCAGUUAAAGGGAGAGAGUGUGGAGAAUCUGAUUAGAGAAAACGAGUCUCUCAGCAGGCUGGUAGAUCAGUGUGGAGGAUAUCAUGUGUUUAAUAAUAAAGAUCCAAGAAAGAAGAAGCAAGUCACUGAUAUUCUGGAGAAGAUAGACAGAAUGGUGGAGAGGAAUGGAGGAAGCUGCUACUCUAAUGAGAUGUUUGUGGAUGCAGCAAAUUCCAGUUUUGAAGACAUGAACAAUAAUCUACCUAAUAAAGGUAAUGAACCAAAACCAGGAACAUUCUGGGACAAAUGGGGUAAACAUUUGCUGACUGGAGCCGCCUUACUUUGUGUUGCUGCAGUAGGUGCAGGAGCUUUUCUUGUCUAUGGAGCAGCUGUAGCAGGUGGUUCAGCAGCAGCAGCUGCAUCAGCAGCUGGAGCUGGUGCUGCAGCUGGAGCUGGUGCUGCAGCUGGUGCUGCAGCUGGAGCUGCUAUGUGA
Molecule: messenger RNA, 984 nt
Organism: Astyanax mexicanus (Mexican tetra)
Lineage: Eukaryota; Metazoa; Chordata; Actinopteri; Characiformes; Acestrorhamphidae
Product: GTPase IMAP family member 9-like
Exons: 2
Coding region: 76-984 (302 amino acids)
Molecular function (GO): GTP binding
Source: RefSeq, a predicted model, not a curated record